Messenger RNA from Orycteropus afer afer, 930 nucleotides. Its product is annotated as olfactory receptor 13A1-like. The coding region runs from base 1 to 930 and encodes 309 amino acids. The transcript has a single exon. Gene Ontology annotation, molecular function: G protein-coupled receptor activity; olfactory receptor activity. The record is from RefSeq and is a predicted model, not a curated record. Gene Ontology annotation, biological process: G protein-coupled receptor signaling pathway. Gene Ontology annotation, cellular component: membrane. NCBI's taxonomy places the organism in Eukaryota, Metazoa, Chordata, Mammalia, Tubulidentata, Orycteropodidae.
AUGGAAGCAGGCAACCAAACGGCCGUAGUGGAGUUCUUUUUGCAGAGCUUCUCAGAAGAUCCCCAGGUCCGGGGCUUGCUCUCAACCCUUUUCCUCCUCUUCUACCUCAUGGCCCUUGCAGGAAAUGGCCUCAUCUUCACAAUUAUCAGCCUGAGCCCAGCCCUGCACACUCCCAUGUACUUCUUCCUCGCCAACCUGGCCAUUUUGGACAUUGCCUGCACAUCCACCGUUCUCCCCAAGUUGCUGGAGAGCCUGAUGGUUGGGGUGGGCACCAUCUCCUACAGGAGCUGCCUGGCCCAGCUCUUCUUCCUGACCUUGUUCCUGGGUGCUGAACUGGUGCUGCUCACAGCCAUGGCCUUUGACCGCUAUGUGGCCAUCUGCCGGCCACUGCGCUAUGGUGCCAUCAUGAGCCGACGGCUAUGUACACUCCUGGCCAUGGCCGUAUGGGCAAUUGGUGUGCUCAACACAUCUGUGCAAAUGGGCCUCAUGAUACAGCUGGCCUUCUGUGGCCCCAACCACAUUGAGCACUUCCUAUGUGAUGUCCCCUCAUUGCUCCCACUGUCCUGCAGCCCCACAACACUCAACAGCAUCAUGAUCGUCAUGGCUGAUGUCUACUUUGGCGUGGUCAACUUUGGGCUCAUCCUGGCCUCUUACGGCUGCAUUGUGGCCAGCAUCCUGCGCAUCCGCUCAGCAGCAGGCAAGCGCCGUGCCUUUUCUACCUGCUCCUCCCACCUCCUAGUGGUCACCUUGUAUUACUCCACCCUUAUCUACAACUACUUCCUCCCAGUCUCAGGCGCCUCCAUGGAUACAGGCAAAGUGGUCGCUGUGCUGUACAUAGCAGUCAGCCCCACACUGAACCCGCUCAUCUACACGUUGCGGAAUAAGGAUGUGAAAACGGCACUUCAGAAAUUGACUCUCUCCUCCUGGUAA